AUGAGGAGGACCGAUACCGCCAAUACUGCUACUAGCCGCACCAGUUCCAGCAUGGAAGAGAACAACACACCUUUCUGCAAUAGCAGUCGCACGGCGGUGGAUCUCACUCCCUCGAACGACCGCCACAUCGAGAUUGACCUCGAAGUGACCGUACCACCCGAAGAAGCCGUCCGCCCUUCGAAAGCAGAUAAUGAGAUUGUAAUGUCGUCAUCUGCCUUUCGGCCAUACGACGACAAGGGUCACGACGAUAAUAAUAAUAUUGGUACAAGCAACAGCAACAACAUGAUGUAUACAGCGCUCCCUUCGAAAACCAAACUGGAGGAUUUGGGGACCAGUGCGCAAGACGAUGAGAUGCUUCUCAAGCACAACGUGGAGCAACCGCUGCGAGAAGAUAUCUAUUCCCUCAUGACUACCUCGAGGGUCUGUUCCGGGGGAUUCUGCUUUGCCUUUUCCAUCUUCUCCAUUCAAAUGGGGAUAUUGGCUUUGGCUCUCGCCGACUUGGUGGACAUGUCGGGGAAUCCGAUCACCCGCAACAAUGUGGAAAACAGACUCAACGAGCCGGCGGAUACCGAGCUACAAGUCACGAUUGCGCAAUUCUUUGGUACCAUUCUCAUCAUCAACUUUGCCGUGGCAGAAGGAGAUUUCCUCAAAGGUCUUACCCUCCUGGUUGAUGGAUUUGAUCCCGAUCUCAUGAAAUAUGCGCCACAUGCCAAAAAGGUCAAAUGGUAUUUCGCUGGAUGCUGUCAAACGUUGGUGGGCACAUUCAUGGUCAUGGAUGCCUUUAUUCUCAUGAUUCAAUCCGAAACUGUGAUUGACAUGUGUUUGGAUUUUGCGGCUCUUUCCUUUGUACAAGAUUUUGAUGAUGCUGCGUUUCAGGUGGGUGCCAUGGGAUUGCUCAAUAGGCGGAUUCAGGCAGACUGUAUCAAAAUGGGACACUUGGUUGUCAAAUCCGAAAACAGAGAACGAACCCGUCAUGUACGACAGGCUGUGGUCGUACUCCUGAGCAUUUGCUUGUUCAUCUGCUACUUUGUGGUCACCAGCUGGAAAUGGUCGGGAUAUUUCAUGUGCGAAUCUCUCUAUGUGCAGUUUGGCGACGCUUACGGUCCCGAGUGGCCCUAUUACAGUGGACACUUUCAUUCCGUGGGGAAGAAUCUCCCGGAUCGACGUGCAGGCCGGAUUGUCUACAUUGAACCAACGGGGACAUUACAGGUUGCGUUUUGCGAGGCCAUUCCGGCAUGGACGGUAUCCAAUCGGACGGCGGUCGGUGAGGACUUUUGCGAUUACAUGAUUCGAAGUUCCGAAACCAACACAUUUGAUGUCGUCGAUGUUGCCAGCGAAUCGUGGUUUGCUUCCACUGCUGCUGUGGGAGAUGUUCCCAUGGAUUGGAUGGCCGUGGUUUGUGCUGAUUGCAAUGAAGAUUUGUGUAACCCCAAGGUUGGCCAGUGCGUGAAGAAUCAGUGCAAGUGCAAUGAUGGGUUUCUCGGAUUGAACUGUGAGCUCCAGGUGCCAGAUUGCAAAUUCCUUGGAUUAGACAUGCGUUCCAAAAGUGGGCUUCAAGCCUCUCCAGUUGCCUCGCUGUUUAUGGAAAAUGAGUUCAUCAAGCUCGAAGACGAUGCGGGCUUGGCUGAUCAAUUCUAUUUCCGGCCGAUCUACGCUAGCUUCAACAAGAUGACUGGCAAAGUGGAUACGAUCAUUGUCUUUACGGGCAGGAGAUGGAUCAUCAUGGGAACUCCACAAGAAAAACAGGCGGAUGUGGACUGGAAUGUUCUUGUCGACAACAUGGUGGCCAAUGACGUCAAGAAUCAACCACUGAAAAAUUUGCUGAACACGACAAGAACAUUCUCAACUCUUCGACCCUUCUUCUUCAGUAAUCCAGUAGAUUAUGGAACAGCAACCCAUGCGGUUGACCCUAUCCAAACUCAGUGGGUAUUGGCUGUAAGGGAUGACUCGCUUCCCUUGAUAGGAUAUCGUGGGGAUGAUACUUUUCAAGUGACAGCACAAUUCAUUUGCUCUCACUGCAAUGACACUACUUCUCCUUGUAUGAAUGGUGGAACCUGCAACACAACUUCUACGUAUUGCGAUUGCCCAGUGAGCUAUGGAGGGUUUCGCUGUGAAUACAGUUACUCCUGCCAAGAACACGACUGUCUGAAUGGUGGGACUUGCGACAAAGUCUUUAGUAUCUGCCGCGACUGCGAUGCUCUAUACUAUGGGAACUUGUGUCAAUUCAAACGGGCAGUUGUGGAGGAAGAUGGUACCAUAGACUACAGCGCCCAGGCAGCUCUAUUGGGCGACGACUUCUUUGUUUGUAGAAACGGUACCACCUGCAACAAUGGCGGAUGGUGUACUACCAAUGUCACGGCGUGCUCCUGUCUUCCGGCAUUUUCAGGAGACCGCUGUGAGUUCUUGGUAGACAAUUCGACGCUGCUUCUGGAGCUAGAGGAUGGUUUCAACUGCACCGACACAACAUGCAUCAAUGGAGGCUGGUGUGAAGAAAAUUCCACUUCAUGCGGUUGCCCGGAGCCGUAUCGGGGCACCUUCUGUGAAGAAGUUUUUUUUGGCAACAAUACCGAGGCGGAUGACUUCUUCAUCUGCUUCAACGAAACCUGUUUGAACGGUGGUUUCUGCGGAGAGGUAACGGAUCCAUGCAUCUGUCCAGAUGACUUCAGUGGCGACUUCUACCCGUUGCAGAAGAGGUUGCAAGCGUUGCUGAAGCGAACACAGCAAACACAACAAACAACAGCUAUUGGGAGCUUUAGCGCGAAUUCUCUGAAACAAUACACGCAUGUAAAUUUGCGACCCUAUCCAUGGCGCCUGGACCGUCCACCCAUGAACAGAGAGAGCGAAAAUCGAUCGGAGGAACAGUCGUCGCAUUACGGUAGCGAAGCGGGGCGAGAACGGAACAUUUCGUAUUAUAUCGUGGACAAGCACCUCGACGGGGGGUUGGCCACCGCAAUUAGUUUGGGAAGACGAGUUCCAACCAAACUGCUGAUCACUGCAAUACCUGCGUAG
Molecule: messenger RNA, 3009 nt
Organism: Seminavis robusta
Lineage: Eukaryota; Bacillariophyta; Bacillariophyceae; Naviculales; Naviculaceae
Source: the annotation of a GenBank genome assembly